Chelonia mydas (Green sea turtle) is the source of this 1228-nucleotide messenger RNA. RefSeq lists its product as uncharacterized. NCBI's taxonomy places the organism in Eukaryota, Metazoa, Chordata, Testudines, Cheloniidae. Bases 21 to 908 code for a protein of 295 amino acids. The record is from RefSeq and is a predicted model, not a curated record. The transcript is spliced from 2 exons.
ACGGACAGAUUUCACGAUGCAUGACGGAAAGGCGCCAUGACCGGGACACACUGCAGUGCAGGGUCAAAGUGAAGGAGCUGCAGAACGCCUACCACAAGGCGCGGGAGGCAAGCCGCCGCUCCAGUUCCACUCCCACAAGCUGCCGGUUCUACAAAGAGCUGGACGCGAUACUCAGUGGUGACCCCACCUCCACUGCGAAGACCACUCUGGAUAUUUCGGUGGAGGAAAUCUUGGACGAGGAGGGGGACCCAGAGGCAGAGGAUGACUCGGAAGUGAGAAAUGCAUGCAGCCAGCUCUUUUCUACCUCGGAGGAGGCUAGCCAGUCACAGCUGUCGGAUCUUGGUGACGCGCAUACAGGAGAGGAGGCCCCUGAAAUGACCUUGGGUGCCCAGCCUCCCUCUUCGUUAUCGCCAGCUGAACGGCUGCGCAGAAUUAGAAAGCAGCCAUGGAGAACUAAGAAGGACUUUCUGCAUGACGUUAUGAUGCACUUCACGACCGAAAAAAAGGAAUUGAAGGAAUGGCGGGACAGCGAGAAGAGGGACCGAAAGGAGAACACAGCGCACCAGAAUGAAGCUACAGAGCGGCUCUUAAAUGUUAUGGAACACCAAGCAGACACGCUCCAGGUGCUUCUAGCACUGCAAACCGAGCAGCUCUGCGCCCACCCUCCCCUGCAGCCGCUGUCGCAAAACUCUUUCUCAAGUGUCCCCCAGACACCGUCGACACACUCUUAUCAACCUCCUGGCUCCAGUCUGUACCCGUGGCAUUCCACUCCUCCCCCGUCACAGUCCAGCACUGCAGACUCCCACUACCCACUGCACUCAACACCCAUCCCUCUGCAGUUUGGCCCUGCUGAAGUACAGUACCCGCUGCAUUGUACUCCAGAGGAGAAGGUUGGAUAUGAUCCCUAGACAUACACAGAUCUUUAGCUGUCCUGGGACCCCCUCCUCCUCCUGGACCUUCCCUUCCCCAAUCCCCCUCAGUGCUGAUGUGUUUUUUUGUUUGACUCUCUCCUCCGGUUGUUGUUUUUUAAUACAAGAAUUGAGUUGGUUUGAAAGUAACCUUUAUUCUAUUAAUUGAAAGGAAACAGAGCCCUGAAAAUCAACAGAAAAUUAUCUUAAACCUUCAUAUUGCAUCGUCUGCACCAAUCACAAUCACCUCCUAGCAUUACAAGCACUGCACUCCCGAGCAUAGCAACAAAUAUUAGUGGAUUUCAGCUUCAAAUUGCUGC